This is a messenger RNA of Mauremys reevesii (Reeves's turtle), 1092 nucleotides long. Its product is annotated as paraneoplastic antigen Ma1 homolog. The record is from RefSeq and is a predicted model, not a curated record. The coding region runs from base 1 to 1092 and encodes 363 amino acids. The transcript is spliced from 2 exons. Lineage: Eukaryota; Metazoa; Chordata; Testudines; Geoemydidae.
AUGGAGAGAGGAUUAUUAGAAGACCUGUGCCGAGGGGCACGAAUCCCAGUAACCAAAGCUGUGCUGGUGGCGGGGUUCCCAGAAGAGAUGGAACCAAAUGAGAUUGAGGAGAGCCUAGAUGCAGCUGAAAUACUGGGGAGGGUAAAGGUCCACACUCGUAUUUACAACCGCAAAGUGAAGGGCAUGGUAGCACUAUGUACUCACUCCAAGGAAGCAGAUCUUGACAAAGUGCCCAAAGAGGUGAAAGUAGAAGGUAUCCCCUGGACAAUUCUCGGGGCAGAGCAGUCCCCUCCUAGUGUGCCUGAGUCACUUGAGGUGGAUUCUUUAGCACAGAAAUUGCAAGCUCUGAUGGUAGAUGAGAAGCGGACAAGAGAAGAAUUAAUUUUAGCAUUAGGAGGGGCUCCAACACCUGCAGCACCCAGCCUGGUGGGAUGGGCCAAAGAGCUGGGAAAUGCUCUCAAAGAUGCAUUGAAGCCGGUGCAUGAAAAUGCUCCAUACAAGCGGUUACGUUCAUUCUCGGGGGUGUCACCUGUACCCUCAGGGGAGGAUGAUUAUGAAACAUGGAGGGAUUUUACGGUGCCACUUGUCCAAGAGUGGGAAUGCUCUGAUGCUGAGAAGCGGAAACGGGUGCUUGAGAGUCUGAGGGGACCUGCCAUGCGAAUUAUCCGAGCCCUGAAAGACUCACAACCAGCUGCCACGGUGCAAGACUAUUUAACCGCUCUUGAGAGUGUCUAUGGUGCUACUGAUAGCAGUGAAGACCUGUAUUAUCGUUUCCGCCAUACCUAUCAGGAGCCCCACGAACGAUUGUCUGAUUUCAUCAGGAGACUAGAGGAUUUGCUACAGCAGGUAGUGCGGAAGGAGGGCAUCCCCACCAAGCGCAUUGAUUUCGCUAGGUUGGACCAAAUCCUCCGGGGCACCCGACAAGAUGGGUUGAUGUUGUGGAAACUGCAGCUGAGGGAGCGGGCCCAAGAUCCACCCCCAUUCCACAAGCUCAUUCGAGAGAUACGUGAGGAGGAGGAGCGAUUGUUGCAAGCGGAUGCAGUGUUGCAGCCGAAGACAGCAGGGAGUCACACCACCACAAGAGGAGAGUAG